AUGAGCGAUGAGUCAGAUGACGACGCCGUGGAGGCAGAGGAGAAGGAGCCUCUCGAAGAGAUGCGCGGAUGGUUAAUGUGUUACGGUGAACCCAGCGGGGGCAAUCGCCUGCAGGUCGCGCGCCUGGCGAAAGCAUCAGCUGGCACGCCGGUAGCAGGACUCUUCUGGAAGAAGCGCUACAUCCAACUGGUGGAUGCCCAGCUUCUAUGCUGGGCGACGGCGCCACAGCAUCGAGGCUCGCGGGUAGCCCCAGUGGCCGUCCUGCUCCUGGCGCAACUCGAGGAAGUUGCGGUGACAGGCAAGACGCUGACGCUCCACAUGAGGAACCAAAAAGGCUGCCUGCAAGCACGCGCCGACAGCGAUGAAAGCGCCAACACUUGGGCCCGAGCGGUAAAAGCUCAUGCGGGCCGUGCUAUCAGCAAGAGCUUGCCUCCCGGCUGGGAUGUGGAGGCCAUGCUCAGCCGUGGCAUGGGUGGUUCGGCGGCCAAGAUGGUCAACAAGGAGACCCUGGACUCCAGCUGCAACGAUGCGUUCCAAAAGUUGCUGGACCACUGCUUCGUUUGCAAGACCACCAAAGACCGUCGCGGGAACCCCGUGCCAAUGCGGCUGGAAAUUGCAGAAGCAGUUCGUGUUCAGAAUGGAGCCGCCUGGUUGGAGUACGACAAGGCGAGGCGCCGAAUCUGCGACAAGGUGUUUUCAGCGUACCAAUGGGACAAGCAGCAUUCCGACUCCGAAUCCUGCAGCUCUUCCAUGACUGCCGCCGAAAGGGGGCUUCACAGCGCCCACACGACGGUCUCCGAUUUGGGCAGUAGUGAAGGACAGAGUUGGGAUCCGUUCGGGCUGCAGUCCUCGCUGCUUACCAGCACAUUGGACUGCAAGCAGCUGCAAGAGACGCUGGGAAAGCGCGACACCUCUUCCAAUGAGCAGUGGCUCUUCCACGGCACUUCUGCAGCAGCGGUGCAGCACAUUUCGGAUCAGGAGUUCCGGCUGGAUAAGGCCGGGAGCCACAGGGGCACGCUCUACGGCAAGGGCAUCUACUUUGCGGAGUGCGUAACCAAGGCAGAUGAGUACUGCGAGGAGGAUGCAGAUGGCUAUUGCUGGAUGCUCUUGUGCAGAGUAGCUUUGGGCAAGGUCAUGACGUGCAAGGAGAAGAAGCCUCCAGCUGACAUCUUGGAUCAGUGCAAGGCUGGCGGAUACGAUUCUCUGCUUGGAGACCGCUGGGCUGCAGUGGGAACCUUCCGGGAGUUCAUCCUCUAUGAUUCCGACCAGGUCUACCCGGCCUUCAUCCUCCGAUACCGGAGAUGGAGUGAGGCGGCCUUCUGCCGGAGCAUCCGGGAAAGUGCAGACAGCGGGGAUCCGGUGGCGCACGACCUUUACCCUCACGCAGCGAUUCUGGCUGAAGAGCAUCCGGACUCGACUGUCAGGUAUCGGCUGUCGCUGCUGAUGGAAGCGCACGCCGAGAAUGUGGUGCCGGUGCUCUGCGAGGCUCUUAAGGAUCCUCGGAGGCGUGUUCGGCUCAACGCCACGAAAGCGCUGAUGAACAUGGCUGGCCAGACCAGCACGGUCGAAGCUCUACCAGACGGAUCCCGGUACCGGCGCCACCGGGAGGGGAUGCAUGUGGUCGUGAGCGCGGUGCCUGCACUGACAACCUGCCUCACCGACAGUGACAGUGUGAGCACCACGGCGGUGCUGGAGGUGCUCAUGGAUGCCUUGGAGGAUCCGAGUUCCGAAGUGAAAAGUGCAGCAGCGGCUGCACUGGGCAUGCUGAGCGCACCAGUGGCCACCGAUGCCCUGGCCACUUGCCUGGCUGACGCCCAGAGCCAUGUUCGAGCCGCCGCAGCAAAGGCCAUCGGUCAGAUCGGCGGCAAAAGCGCCUCCACGGCGGUGCCCAAGCUGCUCCAGACACUGAAAGAUCCGGAUCACGUCGUCCGACGCUGCUCCGCCGUUUCUUUGGGACGGAUCGGGACCUUUGCGGCCACCGCCGCCCCAUACCUGGCGGAUGCCAUGAGGGAUUCUCACGCGCCGGUGCGCGAAGCUGCCGCGAUUUCUAUUAGCCGUCUGGGCGUCACGGAGAAAGUCGCGCACAACGUCUGCAUCCAAUGCUUGGUGAAGCGUGGCCUCACGGACACGUCCAGUGAUGUGAGACAAGCAGCUGCAGAGUCGCUCCUGGACUUGGCCCGAACGGAGCAGCUUGGAGUGCAAAAAGCCUUCGUGCGGGAGGCCAUGACGACGCGAAUGAAGGACGACAACGCAAAGGUGCGAGCCACUGCGUCCACCUGCCUGAACAUGCUCAGCCUCCAAGAGGAUGCUCUCUGCAGGCAGAAGCUCAGGCAGCGGCACAAGGCAAAGAAGAAGAUUGACAGCACGCGCGGUGAGCAAGCGGAGGUCGAUGAGGACAUUGCCUUGGAGGAAGAGGACAUUGACAUGCUCCGGGACAGCGUUCUGGAGCUGGAGGAUAUCGCUAGACUUGUGAUUAAUUUGACGAGACAUGUGAGGGAUUAA
Symbiodinium sp. CCMP2456 is the source of this 2502-nucleotide messenger RNA. Lineage: Eukaryota; Dinophyceae; Suessiales; Symbiodiniaceae. The record is from the annotation of a GenBank genome assembly.